Molecule: messenger RNA, 4565 nt
Organism: Phascolarctos cinereus (koala)
Lineage: Eukaryota; Metazoa; Chordata; Mammalia; Diprotodontia; Phascolarctidae
Gene: REEP1
Product: receptor accessory protein 1
Biological process (GO): endoplasmic reticulum tubular network organization
Cellular component (GO): endoplasmic reticulum tubular network; endoplasmic reticulum membrane; cytoplasmic microtubule
Molecular function (GO): olfactory receptor binding; microtubule binding
Source: RefSeq, a predicted model, not a curated record
CCGCCCGCAGUUUGACAGCUCUUGGGUGCAGGUGGCCGGGAGCCGGGCGGGGGCUCCCCAAGGUGCCGAGGUGCGGACGCUGGCUGUGAGUGGCGUGCAGGCAGCGCCCCCGGCUCUCACCAGCCCGUUCGUCCUACCCAAUCGCGGGCUCGGCCACCGCCUCCCCAGGUCCCCGGGGGCAGGAGCAGCCUCUGCCGCCGUCCUGGGAACCUGCCGCGGCUGCGCUGACGGCGCGCUCUGCUAAUGGCUGAGCCACGGGGCUGCUCAGUGUGGCUGUAGCGGACUGACGGACGGAGCCAGCGACGUGCCCCGAGCCCCUGCGCCCAGAGCCUCCUCCCAGAGCGCUGCGCUCAGCCCAGUUCAGCUCAGCUCUGGCCAGGCCAAGCCAGCCUUGGCCGCAGCAGCCUCUCCUCUCCGCUCCUCGCCACGCCGUGCCCCCCGCCAUGGUGUCCUGGAUCAUCUCCAGGCUGGUGGUGCUCCUGUUCGGCACCCUCUAUCCUGCGUAUUACUCUUACAAGGCAGUGAAGUCCAAGGACAUUAAAGAAUAUGUAAAAUGGAUGAUGUACUGGAUUAUAUUUGCACUUUUUACGACAGCAGAGACAUUCACGGAUAUCUUUCUUUGCUGGUUCCCCUUCUAUUAUGAACUAAAAAUAGCCUUCGUGGCCUGGUUGCUGUCUCCUUACACAAAGGGCUCCAGCCUCCUCUACAGAAAGUUUGUGCAUCCUACGCUGUCAUCAAAAGAAAAGGAAAUUGAUGACUGCCUGGUCCAAGCCAAAGACCGGAGCUACGAUGCCCUUGUGCACUUUGGGAAGCGGGGGCUGAACGUUGCGGCCACAGCAGCAGUGAUGGCUGCUUCCAAGGGACAAGGUGCCUUAUCUGAGAGGCUCCGGAGCUUCAGCAUGCAAGACCUCACUACCAUCCGAGGUGAUGGGGCCCCUGUCCCCUCUGGCCCACCUCCCUCAGCAACUGUGCGGACCAGCAGCAAACACGGCCAGCCCAAAAUGUCCAGAAGUGCAUCUGAAAGUGCUGGGAGUUCAGUGUGUACCUGCUGCUCCUCAUGUAGGACCCGGAAAGUGGUUGAGGGAGAGGUGAAUGAGGGGGGUGUGAAGUUAUGGAAGCCGCACCCACACCGGGACAAGGACCCAUUGAUAUUCUCCGAUGAGGAAGAGGAGGAGGAGGAUCUGUUGGAUUAUAUGUACAAGUUUAAAGCUCCCCGGAAGACGGAGACACCUCUGGAGGCACCGCCUAGGAUCCUUCGAUCUCGCUUCAGGAAGAAAUGUACCUCAUCCCCUGCCACUGAAACCAUGUGAGUGAGAUGAGCCAGCAGCACCGAGAUCCACAGCACGCCUCUUCUCUGCCUUAAAGAGCUAUUCACUUAAUAACAUAGAAAUCUGGGAGCUGGGUGUGCUUUGAGUGGGCAACAUUGUAGUCAUGGCCUUCUCUCUCUCUCUCUCUCUCUCUCUCUCUCUCUCUCUCUCUCUCUCUCUCUCUCUCUCUCUCUCUCCUCUUCCUCUUUUUUUAAAAUUAAUUUUCAUGGGAGAAGGGGCUAAGGGUGGGAUAACAGGGAAUAACCUCUAAGUCUCUGAGGUUGGGAGUAUUCACAGCUCAGUCAACUUGAGAAAAAAGCAUCAUUGUGGAAGUCAUCUCUGCUGUGUUUCUGAAAUACAGAAAUGUUUGGGGUAUAAGUUUGUAAUUUAUCAGUUGUUUACCUAGUUUUUAUUCCCAUAAAUGCAAAUGAUAGUAUUUAAAACAAAAUAUCCUCCUCCCCCCCCAUCAGAAUACUUUGGAUCAUCAUGUAUUUUAUAUUUUAUGGUAUUUUUGGUUAAAAUAAAUAGACUUCCAGUGGCCAACAAUGGCUUACAGUUAUGUAAAGAGACUGAAUGAAAAAAACGUUUGUUUUUUAAAGCAACAAACCCGCCAACAUUCUUGUUCUAUGUAGAAUUUGUAAAAGCUUCCAGGUACAGCUCAAGUGGGUGCCUGGCAAGUAUUUCACUACAUGAGUGAGGACAGAAAAAAUAGAGAUGGGAUGAAGAGAGAUCAGGUGGUCACUCCUCUCUGCAAAGUUUUUCUUUCCCAUUCCCAGUGAGCCUUAGGGUUUCCCAGAUGUCCUACUGAGCUGUAACAGUGAGCUGAACACCAUGCAAUAGGGAAGGUGUGAAAAGGGGCAUGGUCUCUGCAUUGGAUUCAGGGCUAGGACCUUGACAGUCACGCUUGAUGUGACCACAGGCAGGACCCUUCACCUUGCAAAGCUUCUUGGGGAUGUGACCAUGCACCUACCUCGCAGGGAUGUCAGAUGGACUCCCAGACAGAAGGAGCUUAGCAGAUGAGAAACUCUAGGUCACAGUAAGGAUUCCUCAUCAUCUUCCCUGCAUUGACCCAAACCAUUCUCACCGGACAGAGAUGGGAGGGGUGGAAAAACCUUGUGUCACGACAGCUCAUGAAAUCAGUAUCGUGUGAAAAGAAGCUAGAAUCAUAGCUCUUACUUUUAAGAGAGGCUUUCCAAUACAUCCUAGACAUGUUUGCAAUUAUCUGUGAUAACAGGAGCAGGAAAGAUUUGGGGAGAGUUCUAGUGGCAAAACUCGGUCCUAGAAAACACGAUUUAUGUGUGGCUUCCCAUUGAAUUCUAAAUAUUCCUCUCAUCUGUGCAUGGUAGCUUUUAAGAGACACUUCCCAUGAGCUUAUGAACUCACCCCAUGGGAAAAGAGUCAAGUCCAGACUCAUCAUAUAGAAUUGACAGCCUAAUUUUUUUUUAAAAGGAGAAUCUGGGUUAGAUUUCAUUUUAGUCUAAGUGUUAGGAUAGUGUUUUCAUCCCCAGAUUAGGAAAGAAGAGGGAGAAGCUAUAUUGAGUAUUUGUGCUUUCGAGAUGUAAGUGUAUUCUGCAUGCAGUGUUCACAAAGCAGUUAACCAAUCCCUUAGCUCUGACUGUGUUCACCCUUCAUCUGUCCCGUAGGCUAGUAAACACGUGUUACUACUAUGUACCACAUAAGACUUGCUGUCAACUGAAAUAUAUAACCAGGCUCUAUUAAAGAUUGUUCCAUUAUUAACAUAGUUAAGGUGCAGCAAGGGGUCUAGGGGGAUGGUGAACCGGCUGGAUUUCAGCAGGCUCAGAAACUGCCAGUGUCUGUCCCUUUGGUCCUUUACAAGUGAUUUUAUAGCAUCCUUAAAAACAAAACAAAACAAACAAAAUUAAAAACCCGCUUCUAAACGAGUUAAGAGAAAACCCUGAGCACUAUUGGUUAAAAAAAAAAGAGGGCAAAGUAUUUUCCCCUUGUCACAAUACUUCCACAUGUUAUUGGAAGAAAAGUGAUUUCCCUCAAAUGUACCUCAAAGGCAGGUUAUUAAUAGAAACUCUAUGGUUUAGAAAGAUAUUUACCUUUUAGGUAGCAACUAGGGAAUAUUCAGAAUCAUUGAAUGUGCCCAGAAUAAAACUGAGGAGCCCAGCUUGCAUGCUUAAGUUAUGCAACUUUUUUUGUUUUGCAAAAAAACUCCCCCCAAAAAACAAAACAAAAAAAAAACUUCAACAGAAAUUAGAAUCCUAUUGUGAGCAAGCUUUUCCCCCCCUCACUAUUAUGCAACAGGAAAUUCUGACAAGUAGAAGCAGACAAAUUUGCACUCAAUUAUGCGAAAAAAAAAAGUGUGAAGAACUCUCAGAUAUGCUGUAUUACUAUUCAUUCUAGGUAAAAAUAAGAAAAGGUGUCCAAGCUGCUGUCUUAAUGUAAACUUGACUGUUUCAAUUUUCCUUCAAGUGUUAAUACGGGGGAGUCGGUUUCUCUCUCAGACAUUCACUGUACAACUGAGUUUUCAUAUCUCUGGCAAAAUGUGUAUUUAUCCAACAAGCUGUAUAUUUGUGUAUAGACUGACAUGAAAUGUGAAUGCCUCCAAAUGUACGCUUAGUGGUAUGCUCUGUCCACAAAAUAAGACAAUGUUUUUAAUUUGCUUAAUUACAGACAGAGGUUGUUUACAAAAUGCUAGCUCAAAGGUCUGUAAUGGUUAUGUAUUGACUUAUAUUUUUUCAUAGCCCUUGGGCACAUGUAUUAUUUGGUGGGAGUGGGAAUGGGGGGUGGGUGGGGGGAGGGGCAGCGGUCUAAUCCUCUAACAUGGGAGAGGCAGAUUAGCACAGCUUUCUCCAGGCUUCAACUAAGCCACCUGCUAGCUUCAGCUGGUCUUUGAAAUGUGUGUUUUUACAUUGUAAAGUGUCCUUGUCCUUGUGAUAAAAUGCUGGUCAACUCCAGCUGUGGUUUAUACUGGGUUUGCUUCUGUCUUAGCUUCAGGUACCCACCGCUCUCCACCCGGCACAGUGUUUGAAAUGGGAAAGGACACUCACUAUUUAUACUCCCACAAUUCACCCUCGGAGAAACAGCCGAUAGAUUAAGGAUCAUAACUGUGCAUACUGACGAUAGUUGACUUCUUGUAAUCAGCAUAGAAAAACCUGUCACAGAAUAGCAGUACCACAAACACCACUCGGGAGCGAUGUCAAUGACAAUAUUCCAAAGGCAAAAGUUCUGCUGUUUUGUUAUAUUUCUUGCUUGAUAUAUUCAUCUUGAAUAAAUAAAGUCUUAACCUUU